CGAGGGACGUACCAGCUGCGCAGGGGCGCGCCGUCUCUCCUGUUGCCCAGCGCGGGAUGCGCGUGGGCGCGUGUCCUGUGGCGCCACUGCGCUUGCUGUGCUGUGCUGUGCUGUGCUGUGCUGCGCUGUGCUGUGCUGCGCUGUGCGGGGGGUUGUACUGGAGCCAGAGCUUGCUGACCAGAGGCCCCGGUAGGAAAAUUGCUGAGCACGGAGUUCCGGUGAUGCCUGCGCUUUCAGCUUCGUUGGGUGACUGGUGCGCGGUACUCCGCUGUUUGGAGCCUGAGUUGUGGUCGGGAAAAUGGAUUUAAUCUAAAGAGACUGAACAGGACUAUUGGCGAGGACUAGAACGCAGUACAUUUGCAAUGUGCUUUGCACAAGGGAGCCCUGGAGGCUGAGUCUAGCAGGCUGACCUGACCACUGACUGCAGCGUGGAUCCUGGUGGAACUGGCCCACAGUGGAAUGCAGGCACUCCACCUUAAGCACUGCAGCCCCAGCAGCUACAGGGUCAAGGCCAGGGCGUCCUAUGUGGAUGAGACCCUGUUUGGCAGCCCUACAGGAACCCGGCCCACUCCACCAGCCUUUGACCCACCCUGGGUGCAGAACUGUGACAGAUUGGCAGGAGUGGGCCCAGGACCACCAAAGGUCUCUCUGGUUAAGAGAGACUGUGAGUCUACCCCCUCCAGGGGCAGCACCCCAAACCUCACACCAAGGAAGAAAAACAAAUACAGGUUGAUUGGCCACACCCCUUCCUACUGUGAUGAGUCCCUUUUCGGCUCCCGGCCACAGGGCACCAACAAGGAGGGGUCUCGGACAGCCAUAGGGGAUACUGCCAAGCUCCAGACCCUUUUCUGGACACCACCAGCCACCCCUAGGGGCGGCCACUCACCUCGCCCCAGAGAGACCCCACUUCGAGCCAUUCACCCAGAUGGACCCUCCAGGACAGAGCCCAGCGUGGCAAUAGGCUCCCAGAAGACAUCCCAGGAGGGGUUAGAUGCUCCUUCCUCUCUAGGGCGGAGGCCUUCCCAUUCACUCAGCCACCUAAGUGUCGCCAGCAUGGGUCAUCCAGCUUCUAGUGUCCCCCAGACCAAUGGACCUUGGAGUCCCCGGCCUUCCAUGUCAGGGAUGACUGUUCGGAGUCCCUUGGUCACUCCCAGGUCACGGUCAGGCAAAGUUUCAGGGCCAGCUGCCCCUCGACAAGGGGCUGGCCCCCGCAAGCCAAAGCCUCCUUGGAAAUGAGGUUCUCAUCAGGUAAUCCUCUGGCUCAGGUGCAGUACUAUGGGGACCAGUGUCUCCAGUGCCUCCAAGCACUAGAGAAGUCUCCCUGAGGCUCCAUGGUGAGGACAGGCCAUGCUUCCCUUGGUCCCCACAAGCUCAGGACUCCCUAGCCGCCUCUGCAGGGUGUUUGGGGUCCUUUGAGAUAUCUCUCUGGCCAUGGUGCAGCCUCUUUCUGCAUUGGUGCCAAACCCCACCCAGCUCCCUGCUCAGGAUUCAGUUUCUACAGGGGUCUGGGUGCCUUGAGAGAGUUUCCUGGGCUGUAUGUGAACCCCGAGGGUGGAACAUGAGGGAGACAUUUUAAUAUCCGUGUAUUUAUUCAUUCCAUGUACUAAAUAUAUUCAGCUCAUCAAA
This is a messenger RNA of Microtus oregoni (creeping vole), 1626 nucleotides long. It is a transcript of the gene Rita1, whose product is annotated as RBPJ interacting and tubulin associated 1. Gene Ontology annotation, cellular component: cytoplasm; nucleus. The transcript is spliced from 3 exons. The coding region runs from base 460 to 1236 and encodes 258 amino acids. The record is from RefSeq and is a predicted model, not a curated record. Gene Ontology annotation, molecular function: tubulin binding. Gene Ontology annotation, biological process: Notch signaling pathway; negative regulation of Notch signaling pathway; nuclear export. Lineage: Eukaryota; Metazoa; Chordata; Mammalia; Rodentia; Cricetidae.